This is a messenger RNA of Acanthocheilonema viteae, 4176 nucleotides long. The record is from the annotation of a GenBank genome assembly. Lineage: Eukaryota; Metazoa; Nematoda; Chromadorea; Rhabditida; Onchocercidae.
AUGUUAAAUACACUGUGUGUGAAGAAUCAUGAAAAUCAUUCGAUAUUGAUACGUAAAAUCGUUGGUUUAAACGAUAAAGAGUAUGUGAAUUCGUGCUCUAGCACUGAAGCAGUAAAUAAGAAUAUAAUCUGGAAAAACAGUAAUAUACCGCCUGUGCGGAAAUCAUUCCGAAAGGUCAAAACUCAGGAUACUGCUUCAACACUGUCCACUACCAACGGACAAAAUAAAACACCUUGUUCAUCAAUUAGAGUACCAACCAGUGCUUUUUGUCGCUUACCGUCGGAAUUGCAUAACCGGAUGGCGACCACGGUACAACAUGCACCAAUUACUGCACCGUCAUCUUCCAGUUCCCAUCAUCAUGCCACUGCUGGAGGCAAUGGUUCGCAUACCAGUGCCCAAAUGUCCUCUCAUCAUGGAGCUCACCCAAGUUCAAGCUCUCAUCAUGGUGCUGGCGGUGGAUUUCAUGGAAGUCAUCGUUCUUCGAAUCUGAAUGCAAAUCGUGUGCAAAGCAGAUCGCGAACCACUGAUGACCCACAUAUUGGGAAAUAUAAGUUGCUCAAAACAAUUGGCAAGGGAAAUUUUGCCAAAGUUAAACUAGCCAAGCACAUUCCUACGGGUAUCGAGGUUGCGAUUAAGAUAAUCGACAAAACUGCUCUCAAUCCGGGCAGUCUACAUAAGUAUUGUGUUUCAGUGAAACUUUACCAAGUAAUGGAAACUGAAAAUACAUUAUACCUAGUGAUGGAAUAUGCGAGUGGUGGAGAGGUAUUUGAUUAUUUGGUAGCUCAUGGUAGAAUGAAAGAGAAGGAAGCAAGGGCUAAAUUUCGACAAAUUGUGUCAGCUGUACAAUACCUACAUCAAAAAAAUAUCAUACAUAGGGAUUUGAAGGCGGAAAAUUUAUUGCUUGAUUCUGAUAUGAAUAUCAAAAUAGCUGAUUUUGGAUUCAGUAAUCAAUUUGCAAUUGGUAACAAAUUGGACACAUUCUGUGGUAGUCCGCCUUACGCAGCUCCAGAAUUAUUCCAGGGGAAGAAAUAUGAUGGACCAGAAGUGGAUGUUUGGAGUUUAGGAGUUAUUUUGUACACUCUUGUCUCGGGCAGCCUGCCUUUUGAUGGACAAAAUUUGAAGGAAUUAAGGGAAAGGGUGCUGAGAGGAAAAUAUCGAAUACCAUUUUAUAUGUCAACCGACUGUGAAAAUCUUCUGAAGAAGUUCCUCGUACUAAAUCCAGCUCGUAGAGGAACACUGGAAGCAAUUAUGAAAGAUAGGUGGAUGAAUAUAGGUUAUGAAGAUGAUGAAUUAAAACCGUAUGUUGAACCAGCGAAGGAUGUUAAAGAUGAAAAUCGAAUAGCUGUUAUCCAGCAAAUGGGUUACAGUCGUAAUGCGAUAGUGGUAGCGCUCGACAGAAGCAGUUUUGAUGAUCUUCAUGCAACCUACAUUUUGUUGGGGGAGAAAAAACGCGAGCUUGAUGGAGAAGUUAUCUUAAACUCCCAACUGAAUCCUGCAUCAGCACAAAGUGUUGCUCAUGGAAUAACACAGGGUCAAAGUUCCCAUGCCCAACCUCCUGCUUCUACUGGUUUUACUAUGACCCAAAAAUUUGUGCCUCGUUCAACAUCAGCUCAGGUGCCAUCAAUAAAGACACGACGCGGAUCACAGGAGCAAACGAUUGCACCAGCUGCUCAGCUUCCAACAACUGUUUUACCGUCGGAAAUUCACGCUACAACGUCACCUGUGACACAACGAGUUAUAUCUGGUGUAGCACCGGUUACGAUGCGACAUGCUGUUGGUCCACCGGGUGGUCGACAAGCGCUUAGUAUGCAACCGGGUCAUAUGAUGCCCAAUUAUCCAUCGAAUGUAAUGCAAACUGUCGGAAGUGGUGUACAGGCUGGUGCUAUACAUGUUUCUGGAUUUAGGAAAGCUUCCGCUCCGGCACGAACACCAUUAACUAAUUUAGGAACCAGGGGAAUUUUGCCGACGGGGCCACGAUUUGUGUAUCCGACGAUUGAUACGAAAGGUUUACCCAAAAGUAUCAGUGGAACAUCAUCUGCUCGUGGUACUUCAAGCUCGCCAUUUUCUUCGAAUUCUGCACAGCAGAAGGUCACAUCGCUUCAGAAAAGUGGUUCUAUUUCGGCGACUCCAAAUGAACCAUCAAUUAAGGAGGAUGACAAUGAAAACGGUGAACUGUUCACUAGUAACGGUGAUAAUAGCAAAGCUGAGCUAGCAGUUACUGCACAUGCAAUUACCGAUAAGGGCGAUAUUAAUCGUUAUGGUGGUAGUGAUGCCAAUGAUGGAGAUGUUAACGCGAUAUCACGGCAGCAAUCAUCUACAUCAAUAGUCGGUCAAACAGUCGAACAGUCGGAAAAAAAAGAGGAAAAGUUUCCUCAAAGAAUAAUAGCCGCAUCUACACAAGCAGUUAUAAAAAAUUUAGCUAUUAAAGAAACAUCACCAUCUGCACUGUUGCCACAUUCACAAGAUAAUAGCCCGAAUUUGACCAAGUCUGCAACUGGUUCCGCUCUAAGCCCUGUUUCAGGGACAUCACCUUCAUCAGGUGCGCAAGCUGUACCAUCAGGCUCAAUAUUAAAUACUCACGGUACAGCAGUACAAAAUGCUGCCUUUCCUAGACAUACUCGUAACAGGCAAACAUUUCAUGGGAAAACAGAGCACAACAAGGGAAAUAUGGAUGAUGAUGUUGAAUCGGAAGUAGUACAUGGUGCUAGUAACACAUCGGGCAAUGGUGGUCCACGUGGAUCAUUUCUCUCCAAACUAUCCAAGCUUACUCGUCGUGAUUCGUCUGCUCAGCAGAAGUCAUUAUCAUCAUCAUUAUCAUCGCAUCAUCACCAUCAAAAUUAUCCUUAUCAGCAAUAUGCUUCAUCAUCUAUUCGCGGUACAUCCGCACCUACUUCGGAAAACAGUUUACCUAAUACCCCUCUGAUAGUAUCACAAGUUCGUUGCUUUUCCGGUCGUGGUGCUUCAAUAAAUCAACAAGCUUUACCUUUACUCCUGUCACCAAUAGCUAUAAAGCAGGCAGUUCCGCGGCAUUCAUUUACUGAUAAUAAAGUUAACAUCCAUGGUAUUAGCAAUAACUACAAUGGUGAUAAUGAAGUUAAUAAUGUGCAAGCUUUAAAUAGCAAGCUUUCACUAACGGCCAGGCCGCUUUCGGUGUGUGUUGGUAGCAGUUCGCGUACAAUGUCGCCGAGCUCUGACCAAACACAGCCGCUAACAUUAGUUGCACCUCAUUAUGAUUUACUUCAUAUCAAUCCUUCCCGUGGUUUACAUUACUCGAAUUCUCUUUCCUCUGGCAAUCGCCGCCAUUCGCCAAUAUGCCCUAAUUCUCUGGUACAUAAAGUAGUACCUCAAAUACCAGAUUACUCAAUAGAUGCUUCCGCACUGCUCUCACCCUCGAAUCUUGAUUCCAUACUUCUGCCAAGCAAUGUGAGUGAUACCAUGCGAUCGUCCAUUGAUUCGAUCCAAUCGUUUAGCCCAUCGAUGGCAUCUCCAAACAGUGGUACCGUUACUGGAGGAAACCAUCAUCAUAGCUCGAGAUCGGGUGAUGCAUGCAGUGUCCAGCUACCACCAACUUACUAUAGCAGUGGUACUUUUGGUAGCAGGCCAUCAACUUGUGCCUCAUCUAUAUAUCAAUCAUCGCGCAGGACACCAAUUGUGGGAAUUGCUGAAGGAUCUGCUCUUACUACGACGUCACCAUCAACACCAAGUAACACCAGCGAAACGGUUAAACAUAGCGGUAGAAGUGGAACCAUUGGACCGACUGCCAGUAUUGCUGGAUUUAAGCGAUUAAACACUGUUCAGCAGCAUCCUGGUCAAUUUCCCGUGACACCAAAUGCAGCAUUGGGCGGUGGUAAUAUGUCAGAUGGUGAUGAAGUGAAGCCACGGUCACUGCGGUUCACGUGGAGUAUGAAAACUACCAGCUCUUUAGCACCCGAAGAAAUGAUGAAGGAAAUUCGGAAAGUUCUGGACCAAAAUAACUGUGAUUAUGAACAACGUGAGAAAUAUUUAUUAUUAUGCGUACACGGUGAUCCCAAUACCGACUCGCUGGUACAGUGGGAAAUGGAAGUUUGCAAAUUGCCAAGGCUAAGUCUAAAUGGUGUUCGAUUCAAACGAAUAUCGGGGACAUCGAUUGGUUUCAAGAAUAUUGCAUCGAAAAUAGCACUGGAGUUGAAUUUGUGA